AUGACGGUCGAGAUCUACGUCGGCGGCAGCUGUGUCGAGAUGGGGCUGGAUUGCUUGCUGUGGGUGGUUGGCUACGGGGUGUGGUUGGGCAAGCACGAUCCCCGCAAUCUCUCGGUGUGUUUGGAAGGGUUCGACACUGACAGACUCUCGAUCCCAUCGGGGAAAGUCUAUAGUGAUUUGAAAGCGAUUGAGGCAGCCAUCAUUGCCAGUAUGGACUACGACGACGAUGUCGUCAUUUACACUCCCAGCACCGCUGCUCUUAAGGCGAUCAAGAAUGACGCCGUGAAGGCGAAGUUGGUGCAAAAUAUCCGGCGCCUUCUCAAGGAAUCAGGCAAGACUGGCGUUGAAUAUUGCAAUCGCUUUGACAAUUACUUGGUCAGAGCUCAUAUUUUGGCCUACAGGGCAACCCACCCGCUCGCUCUGGGAGGGCUAGACGGCAACGUCCGCAUCUGGGACACCGCCACCAUCACCCCGUUUGCCAAGUUGGAUGAAUCAGAUAACACUCGAAAGAGCAAACGCAACAAGACGGCUGAGCUUACUCCUGAACAGUUGGAGCAGAAACUCACUUCUAGCAAAGAGCUCCCCCCGGAAAAUCUACGGAGACCGAUGUGCUCGAUGAGCAGACACAACGGGGUGGUGACUACGGUGAAGUUCAGCCCCAAUGGUCAAUACUUGGCUCUGGGGAGUGACGAUAAAAUCUGUCUUAUUUGGGAGAAGGAUGAAGAACAAAGACCGGCUCAGUUUGGCGAAGAAGCAGACUUGGAACACUGGCAAGUCCGUAAGCGGUUGGUGGCCCACGAUAAUGAUAUUCAAGAUAUUGCUUGGUCUCCCGAUGGUGAUCUCUUGGUAACAGUGGGGUUAGACCGUUCGAUUAUUAUUUGGAACGCCACCAACUUCGAAAGAAUCAAGCGAUAUGACAUCCAUCAAUCAAUGGUGAAGGGGGUGGUGUUUGACCCUGCGGGGAAGUUCUUUGCCACUGCUAGUGACGACAGAUCAGUCAGAAUUUUCCGGUACUACUACAAAUCGAAUGAAAGCAGUUUUGAGUUUCAAAUGGAGCAUCUCGUGUUAGAUCCGUUCAAAAAGUCACCGCUUACGUCAUAUUUCCGGCGAUUAAGUUGGUCUCCCGAUGGCCAACAUAUCGCUGUGCCUAAUGCCACCAACGGACCGGUUCCGUCGGUAGCCGUCAUCAACCGUGGGGAUUGGACUUCCGAAGUAUCAUUGAUUGGUCACGAAGCUCCCUGCGAGGUUACAUCGUUUUCACCUGCCCUCUUCGAUUCAUCGCUGGCGAAAGACAAAACACCUGUGUUCUCUACUGUUUUGGCUACGGGCGGACAAGACCGCUCGCUUGCGUUGUGGAGUACAGCUCUGACUCGUCCGUUACUUGUCGCCGACCAAAUCUCAGAAAAUCUGAUUACUGAUAUGGCAUGGUCACCUGAUGGACAAACACUCUACUUCUCCAGUCUUGAUGGUACCAUCACUUGUGUUAUUUUUGAAGAGGGCGAACUUGGUCGAGUAGUGAGUCCCGAAACAGUGGCUGAACAAUUGAGACGCUACGGUGCUGAUCGAAGACUGGAUGUUUUCCCGGAAAGUGUAAAUCAGCUUCGCCUCGAAGAGCUCGCGGAAGAAGACUCGGUCCAACCAGCAGCCAGGCCAUUAGUAGCCACUCCGAAAGCUGUGAAGAGUGCUACCAAGACCAACGCAGCCGUUCCCGUAUCCACUAAACUGACUCUGGAGCAACUCAAGAAUCAAGCCGUCACCACCAAAAAUGGUAAGAAAAGAGUCGCUCCUCUCUUAGUGUCAUCAUCAGGAAACGCAAACUCAGGCUUUAUUUCACAAACUGCCACUAGGAAUAAAGUCAUCGCAGCCAAAAUCAGCAACCCGAACUAUAUGCUCCCCCGAUUGGGGGUGGCAUCGGCAGUACAGGGUAUCCGUCUGAGAGAAAGCAUUCGAGUCCAAAAAGGGAAUGGUUUAGAUGGGGAUAAUGAUAACGAUGAUAUGGCACUUGAGGAGGUUCCUCAGGUACUGGAGGCCACUUUGAAACGUCAACGUCAAAAGCUCAAACGCAGUUAUAUGGAGCUGAGGUAUCCUAGCGCAUUGAAAUCCGUGUCGAAUUUGCCGCCAAUAGUAUUCAUGAACCAGGCAGUAAUGAAUCACGACGUCGAAACAAUGCUCGGGACAAUGAGUAACAGCGACGCCCGCCCCCUGGUUGAACUUACUUCAACAACUAUGGACAUCGAUGAAGAUGUUGGGUUUGCAAUCGUUGUGAACCUGUUCCAACAUAAAAAGGAUGACGAGCUCAUCACAACGACCGUGGAGGUACGGAAUGGACAGCCAUGGACACAGUAUGAUGAUGACAAUAUUGACCUGAUCAAAAAUGACACCGUUGACUUUAAUGACCCCACUCGAGUCAUUGUCAGUAAUAACCAAAACAAGGACGAUCGUGAAUUGAUCUUGUUUUACCCUCAAAGAAUUCAGCAGGUUAUACCAGUUAUCAUAAACGAGAGUUUCGAAUAUCUCGUUUUGGUAUCUCUUCUGGGUACCGUGUGGUUUGUCAGCGGCAAACUGGGGUCAGCGUUAUGUCCACCUAUCGAAUUGGGAGCAAACGUGGUAGUAAGAAGAGUAGCCGGUAACAGAGUGUUGCUCGUUACUAGUACAGGGUUGAUGUAUUCGUACCGCUUUGAAAAUGGUGUUCAAGCUGAACUCAAGGGAGUAUCACUUGCUCCAAUUCUCAAUGGCAAAUUUGCUCAAUAUGACGACCAACAAAAGAAGCCACUCGUUAUGGUUUUAUCAGCAGUAAAGAUGUUGGAGAUGAACGAUGACGGCUUUGUGUUUGUCGUUCUUGAUAAUCUGGGCGAUUUAUUCCAGUAUAACGCCGAUCUCAAUGUGUGGACGAAACUUAUGGAUUCUUUCUAUUAUCUUGCUACUCUAGAAGAAGACACUAAGGGCAACGAGUUGCUCAAAGCCCUGCGGGCACAAUACGACUUUCACGCUAAGCGCAACCAUACUUAUCGUUACAAGUUUGACACUCCUGCAAGUGAGACUUUGAAAUCAUUGAUGACAGAACGAUUUCAUGAAGCAUGCAAAAAUAUUCAUUAA
Molecule: messenger RNA, 3096 nt
Organism: Diutina rugosa
Lineage: Eukaryota; Fungi; Ascomycota; Pichiomycetes; Serinales; Debaryomycetaceae
Gene: HIR1
Product: Hir1p
Exons: 2
Coding region: 1-3096 (1031 amino acids)
Biological process (GO): regulation of DNA-templated transcription; DNA-templated transcription; chromatin remodeling
Cellular component (GO): HIR complex; nucleus
Molecular function (GO): nucleosome binding; protein binding
Source: RefSeq, a predicted model, not a curated record